Molecule: messenger RNA, 3129 nt
Organism: Elgaria multicarinata webbii
Lineage: Eukaryota; Metazoa; Chordata; Lepidosauria; Squamata; Anguidae
Gene: JPH3
Product: junctophilin 3
Exons: 5
Coding region: 45-2318 (757 amino acids)
Biological process (GO): regulation of synaptic plasticity
Cellular component (GO): endoplasmic reticulum membrane; junctional membrane complex; plasma membrane
Source: RefSeq, a predicted model, not a curated record
UUUUUUUUUCACCUUUUUGAGAAUUUGCAAACCGAGUUACAUGCAUGUCCAGUGGGGGAAGGUUUAAUUUUGACGAUGGAGGGUCCUAUUGUGGAGGCUGGGAGGAUGGCAAGGCACAUGGACAUGGAAUAUGUACCGGCCCAAAGGGUCAAGGCGAGUAUGCAGGUUCCUGGAGUCAUGGCUUUGAAGUGCUGGGCGUCUAUACCUGGCCGAGUGGCAACACCUACCAAGGCACCUGGGCACAAGGCAAGCGGCACGGCAUUGGUGUGGAGAGCAAAGGAAAAUGGGUGUACAAAGGCGAGUGGACGCAUGGAUUUAAGGGACGCUACGGGGUGCGUGAAUGCACAGGCAAUGGGGCCAAAUAUGAAGGCACUUGGAGCAACGGACUGCAGGAUGGUUAUGGAACAGAGACUUACUCAGACGGAGGGACCUACCAGGGCCAGUGGGCUGGCGGAAUGCGCCAGGGAUACGGCGUCCGACAGAGCGUCCCGUACGGCAUGGCUGCAGUUAUCCGGUCGCCGCUAAGGACCUCAAUCAACUCUCUGCGCAGCGAGCACACCAACGGCACGGUGCUUCACCCUGAUUCUUCCCCCGCCGUGGCAGGCAGCCCUGCCGUCUCUCGAGGGGGAUUUGUCCUGAUGGCGCACAGCGAUGCAGAGAUCCUCAAGAGCAAGAAGAAGGGCAUCUUCCGGCGGUCGCUGCUGAGCGGGCUCAAGUUGCGCAAAUCCGAAUCCAAGAGUUCUUUGGCUAGCCAACGGAGCAAGCAGAGCUCUUUCCGCAGCGAGGCGGGCAUGAGUACUGUCAGCUCUACGGCCAGCGACAUCAACUCCACCAUCAGCCUCGGCGAGGGUGAGGCAGAGCUGUCCGUCAUCGAAGAUGACAUCGAUGCCACCACCACCGAGAUCUACGUGGGCGAGUGGAAGAACGACAAGCGCUCGGGGUUCGGGAUCAGCCAACGCUCAGACGGGCUCAAGUACGAAGGGGAGUGGGCGAAUAACAAGCGCCACGGGUACGGCUGCAUGACCUUCCCGGACGGCACGAAGGAAGAGGGGAAGUACAAGCAGAACAUUCUCGUCAGCGGCAAGAGGAAAAACCUGAUCCCGCUGCGGGCCAGCAAGAUCCGCGAGAAGGUGGAUCGCGCCGUCGAGGCGGCGGAGCGUGCCGCCACCAUCGCCAAGCAAAAAGCGGAGAUCGCCGCUUCCAGGACAUCCCAUUCCCGGGCGAAGGCAGACGCGGCGAUGACGGCAGCACAGAAAGCGCAGGAGGAGGCUCGAAUUGCCAGGAUCACUGCCAAAGAGUUUUCGCCUUCCUUCCAGCACAGGGAAAACGGCCUUGAGUGCCAGAGACCAAAGCGGCGGAACUCAAGCGACGACAUCGAGGUCCUUUCGACGGGAACGCCGCUCCAGCAAGAAAGCCCUGAGCUCUACCGGAAAGGAACGACCCCGUCAGACCUCACCCCCGACGACAGCCCUCUGCAAAGCUUCCCUGCCAGCCCCACGUCCACACCGCCUCUGGGUCCCUCCUGUAGAAACAAGAGCGCUCACUUCUCCAGGCAGGUCUGCGUGGACGAAGAGCGGGGAGGGGAGAUCCAGAUGUUGCUGGAAGGGCGCGGCAGGGACUAUAUGAGGCCCAACAGCUGGGGUGAAGACAAGGAGGGCGGGGCACACGGCGUGAGAGGCGGGCCCCCGCGCAGCGGCCAACCUGGCUCCUCCGAAGACUACCGGGGCCGAAGCGGCGGGCACAAGCAUACAGCCUCCAACCACAAACCCCGGGAGAGGUGGACGGACCCCCCGGCCACCGUUUCAUGGACUCAUCAUCGUCCCCACCAUCAUGGUUCGGGGAGCAACAAGCUCCUAGAGCUGGACGAAGAGAAGCUGAGCAAUUACGAGAUGGAGAUGAAGCCUCUCAUGAAGAUGGAUUCUUAUAUGCAAGAAAUACACUCCCAAAAAAGACACUAUAGUAAAAUGGGGCCCAGCCGGAGUCUAGCAGAGGACCAGCAUGGGGAAGACCGGAGCUUUGGGGUUCAGAGACUGAGGUCUAAGUCCCAAAACAAGGAGAACUUCAGGCCCGCGUCUUCUGCCGAGCCCACAGUGCAGAAACUAGAAAGUCUGAGGUUUGGGGACAAAGGUGAACCCCGGCUACUGAGGUGGGACUUAACCUGCUCGCCACCACAGAAAUCCUUACCUGUUGCACUAGAAUCAGAGGAGGAAAACAGGGACGAGCUCAAAUCUGGUGCGGGUUCAGCUCCCAUCCUGGUAGUCAUGGUGAUCUUGUUAAACAUUGGAGUCGCCAUUUUGUUUAUUAACUUUUUCAUCUAACUCGAGACUGUCUUGUUUGCAAAAAUUAACAGAUUAAUAAUAAUAAUAAAAAAAGGUGUACGAAUGGGGGAAUAACGAAGCAAGCGACAAACGACAAAAACAAAAAAAAAGGGAAAGAUGUGGUCUUUUUGAACUGUCCUGCGACAACUUCCAAGUCUUUUCACAGAAGAACAACAAAAGAUUGAGUAUCACUCACAGUUUGCCUUUUUUUCCUGGGUAAUGUUUUUGGAUUUUAGCCAAAAUUCUUUGCUUGUAUAACACUUAUGCUGUGUGGCAUGGCAGAAUGGUAACAGCACCCCUGUCCUCCCAGCACCAGUCAGGAUGAGAAGAGGCUCCUUGGUGUGAUUAAUCAGAAAAAUCUUCAUGCAUGAAGGGAAGUUGGUUCAUGUGAACCGUGUGAUUCUGGGCGGGCAAGUCCUCUUUGGGCCGAAUCGUACGGAAAAUUCACACAUGCGCGGCUGUCUCAGGGUAGCUCGGUUGUGCGAAAUGGCUGUCACAGGUCAGUGAGGUUUUCAAGCGAUGCACUCAUCACUUGAUAAAGUCCCAACUCCAGUAGCAGCAUGAACUGGGAAGUUGAGGGGAAACUCCCAAAUCAUUUUUGUUGUGAAGGUGAUGUUAACCAAUCCCUUUUCCAUCCCAUCCAAAAAGAGAAAACCCAAAUCACUUGGUACCGGUUAAGACAUGAUACCUUUGUGGGAGCAAAAUUCACCCUGGAAAGGUUUAGAAAGCAAUAGCUAGAAGAAAAAUCUUAAGCGCCUGCUCAACCGGCAUCUCCUCCAGGUUAGUAGCCCUUGAAUGACCAUAGCUCCUC